UGCCAAGCGAGCGCUCAGUGAUCGUAAAAGAAAUAAAGAACCAGAAAGAAAAGUAGCCGUUGUUGAACAAUUUUCAAUCCAUUCCCCAUAAAUGGCAAAAGCAGCGCUCCUCCCAGGUCUCACACAUUUCCACUCUCACUGAUAGAUCUGCUCGUAAUCUUACUCCAAAUAUCCAUUUUUGAUCCAUCUUUCCCCCCCCCCCCCCCCACCUUUUGUCUUUACACUGAUUCGCCCUCUGUUUCUCCACCGCCGGUUGGCAUUUCUUGUUUUUCCGGCGAUUUCCGUGAACCCCUCCCCUCCUCUUCUUCUAUGAGUUUUCCUUAUUUCGAGUUGAAUUUCUGAGAAUAAAGAAAAAAGAUGGUAGCUGAGAUGUUGGCCACUCCAUCAUCAAAGGUACAGAGGACACCUUCUUCUACUCCAGGUGGUCCAAAAGUUUGUGAGGAGAAGAUACUUGUUACGGUUCGUGUAAGACCACUGAACCGAAGAGAACAAGCAUUGUAUGAUCUUAUUGCUUGGGAUUUCCCAGACGAGCACACCAUUGUUUUGAAGAACCCAAAUCAUGAACGACAUAUAGUCCCAUACACAUUUGAUAAAGUGUUUGGUCCUGCUUGUUCAUCUCAGAAGGUUUAUGAAGACGGAGCUAAGGAUGUUGCUCUAUCAGCUCUCGCUGGAAUUAAUGCAACGAUUUUUGCUUAUGGGCAGACCAGCAGUGGUAAGACAUUUACCAUGAGAGGAAUAACUGAAAAUGCUGUUAAGGACAUCUAUGAACACAUCAAGAAUGCAACGGAGAGGGAUUUUGGUGUGAAAUUUUCAGCAUUGGAGAUUUACAAUGAGACUGUUGUAGAUCUCUUAAAUCGUGAAUCUGGCUCCCUUCGUCUAUUGGAUGAUCCUGAGAAAGGGACCAUUGUGGAAAAACAAGUUGAAGAAGUUGUUAGGGACAGUCAACACUUGAAACAUUUAAUUGGUAUCUGUGAAGCUCAGAGGCAAGUGGGAGAAACUGCUUUAAAUGAUAAAAGCUCAAGAUCACACCAGAUAAUCAGGCUGACCAUUGAGAGUAGUCUUCGGGAAAAUUCGGGCCGUGUAAAAUCUUUCAUGGCAAGUCUGAAUCUAGUAGACCUUGCAGGAAGUGAACGUGCCUCUCAAACAAAAACUGAUGGUACAAGAUUGAAGGAAGGCAGUCAUAUCAACCGCAGCUUGCUGACACUCACGACAGUGAUUAGAAAACUAAGUGGUGAAAGAAGGAAUGCUCACAUACCAUAUAGAGAUUCAAAACUUACGCGAAUAUUACAGUCUUCACUGGGUGGAAAUGCUCGAACAGCAAUAAUAUGUACCAUGAGUCCAGCUCUAAGCCAUGUGGAACAAUCUCGAAACACACUUUCAUUCGCGACCAGCGCAAAGGAAGUUACAAACACUGCCCGAGUAAACAUGGUUGUUUCAGACAAGCGGUUAGUGAAGCAUUUACAGAAGGAAGUUGCAAGACUUGAAGCAGAAUUGCGUAGUCCGGGGCUUUAUUCCUCUUCAUGUUUGAAGUCUUUAUUAGUGGAAAAGGACUUGAAGAUUCAGCAGAUGGAGGGCGAAAUGAAAGAGCUGAAGCGCCAAAGAGACCUUGCACAAUCCCAACUUGAACAAGAAAGAAGAGCUAAAAAGGAGGCUAAGGGGCUAAAUGAAUUUGAGUCUUCUCAUCAAACAGCCAGGUGUCUUUCUUUUCCUGAGGAUGAGCUGAUUUCAAGUAGACCAUCUUCUCGAACCAGGGCAAAUGGCAAGGUUCAAAGGCAGGCAGCUGUGAGGCAGUCAGCUACUUCUACGGAUCCAUCAAUGCUUUUGCAGGAAAUCCGAAAGCUUGAGUUGCGGCAGCAGCAGCUUGGUGAGGAAGCAAAUCGGGCACUUGAAGUACUUCACAAGGAGGUUGUUUCCCACAAAAUGGGGAAUCAAGAUGCUGUUGAAAACAUAGCAAAGCUGUUGUCUGAAAUAAAAAACAUGCAGGCAGCUAGUUUCAUUCCUGAGGAAUUUAUGACUGUAGAUAAAGCAAACUUGAAGGAAGAGAUAUCUCGGUUGGACUCCCGUGGAAACGCUAUUGCAUCUCUAGAAAAAAAACUUGAAAACGUUCAAAAAUCUAUAGAUAUGCUCGCUUUUUCCUUUCCAAGCCGUGAGGAAACUCCAGAGUCCAAGACCCAAUUGAAGAAGAAGAAAGUUAUCCCUUUUACCUUGAGUAACAGUGCCAACAUGUCAAACUUAAUACGGUCCCCAUGCUCGCCGUUGUCUUCUUCUCAGAAUGUAAUGCAACAGGAGAUAGAGAACAAGGCCCCAGAAGAUAAUUAUCUUCUGUCAGGUGGGGAUAAAUUGCCUGUGUCACAUAGUGCCCCUCCUCUAAAGAGUGAUGAUGACAUUAGAAGAAUGUCGUCUAGAGAGGCUACUCCAGUCCAACAUCAAGCAAACUCAGUUAAUAUGAAGAAAAUGCAGAAAAUGUUCAAGAAUGCAGCUGAAGAUAACAUACGGAGCAUUAGAGCCUAUGUUACAGAAUUGAAGGAACGGGUGGCAAAGUUACAAUACCAAAAGAACCUUCUGGUUUGUCAGGUGUUGGAACUAGAGACAAAUGAGGCUGCAACUGAGGAGAAAGAUAUAAGCGAUAAUUCUCCUGUGUCUUGGCAUUUAAUGUUUGAGGAUCAGAGGAAGCAAAUUGUCAUGCUAUGGCAUUUGUGCCAUGUUUCACUUGUACACCGUACUCAAUUUUUUUUGUUAUUUAGAGGAGAUCCUGGUGAUCAGAUAUACAUGGAAGUUGAGCUGAGGAGGUUGACUUGGUUGGAGCAGCAAUUAGCAGAGCUAGGCAACGCAAGCCCAGCACUCUUGGGUGAUGAUCCUGCAGGCAGAGUCUCAUCAAGUAUCAAGGCUCUUAAGGAAGAAAGAGAAUACCUGGCAAAGAGGGUGAGCUCAAGACUAAUGGGAGAUGAAAGAGAAAUGCUUUAUCUGAAAUGGGAAAUUCCAGCAGUGGGGAAACAGCGAAGGUUGCAGCUAGUGAACAAGUUGUGGACGGACCCUCAUAACAUGCAGCAUGUGCAGGAAAGCGCUGAAAUUGUGGCGAAGCUUGUGGGUUUCUGUGAAUCUGGUGAGCACAUCUCCAAGGAGAUGUUUGAGCUCAACUUUGUUUCUCCUUGUGAUAAGAAGCCGUGGAUGGGUUGGAAUUUGAUAUCAAAUUUCUUGCAUUUGUAAAGGGAAAAAAAAAAAGAAAAACAAAAAAAACAAUGCUCCGUUGUAGUUUCUGUUCAAUCUGUUCCAUGUUGUUAAUUUUGCACCAAACUCAUUGCAUUGUAAUAUGCCUUCACUUCCACUUUUUGGUAGCAGCCCUAGUGCAUUGCGUGGGGUUUGUAAUUUAGUGUACAAAAUUAUCAAUGAAAGUGGAGAUACUCUUUCAAGA
Molecule: messenger RNA, 3412 nt
Organism: Malania oleifera
Lineage: Eukaryota; Viridiplantae; Streptophyta; Magnoliopsida; Santalales; Ximeniaceae
Product: kinesin-like protein NACK2
Exons: 15
Coding region: 358-3207 (949 amino acids)
Biological process (GO): microtubule-based movement
Molecular function (GO): microtubule motor activity; microtubule binding; ATP binding
Source: RefSeq, a predicted model, not a curated record